UCACCAGCCUAAAAAUAAUCCACUCCAGGGCUUGGAGCGGCUUCACUAAGUGGAGGAAAAUCCUGCCAUCGGGAUGAUAUUGAUCACAUAGCACAACCGAGUGACAAUUUGAGUUGGUAUUUUGGUUUUGUGUUUACAAAGAGAAUGGAUCAGGCUCUCCAUCAACUUGUGUUCUACUGAAGAGUGAGUAGGUUGCCCAUCAGCUUUUGCACCACAUAAUCAAAACUUCUGGAAGCAAUGAGACUCGCGUUUUGUGGUAACGACAAUGCUUCAGCCUACAACAUCAGUGCUGGCGUCCUGAGAAAUGUCUGCUUUGUCGAUGCACUCAACUUGGUUCCCCAUGUCUUCUUGCUAUUUAUCACCUUCCCAAUUUUGUUCAUUGGCUGGGGAAGCCAAAGCUCCAAAGUCCAGAUUCACCACAAUACCUGGCUGCAUUUUCCUGGACACAACCUGCGGUGGAUCCUGACAUUUACCCUUCUGUUUGUACACGUGUGUGAAAUAGCAGAGGGCAUAGUUUCUGAUACACAAAUGAAAUCUCGCCAUCUGCACCUUUUUCUACCAGCUAUAAUGGGAUUUGUGGCUGCCACUGUAUCUAUAGUCUAUUACCAUAAUAUAGAAACGUCUAAUUUUCCAAAGUUACUAUUGGCUCUCUUUCUUUACUGGAUAAUGGCCUUUGUCACUAAAACAAUCAAGCUUGUGAGAUACUGCCAGGAUGGUGUGCCCUUUUCUCAGCUGCGUUUCUGCAUCACUGGAAUUAUGGUCAUUCUCUAUGGGCUGCUGAUGGCCGUGGAGAUCAAUGUCAUUCGAGUUAGGAGGUAUGUAUUUUUCAUGAACCCUCAGAAAGUAAAGCCACCAGAGGAUCUACAAGACCUGGGGGUGAGGUUUCUGCAGCCAUUUGUCAAUUUGCUCUCAAAGGCUACUUAUUGGUGGAUGAAUACUCUUAUUAUAUCUGCUCACAAGAAGCCUGUGGACCUGAAGGCAAUCGGAAAGCUUCCAAUUGCAAUGAGAGCACUGACAAAUUAUGUUUGUCUGAAAGAAGCAUAUGAGGAACAAAAGAAAAAGGUAGCAGACCAGCCCAACCGGAGCCCCUCCAUAUGGUUAGCCAUUUACAGCGCUUUUGGACGACCAAUUCUUCUCAGCAGCACGUUCCGUUAUUUGGCUGACUUGUUGGGUUUUGCUGGGCCAUUAUGCAUUUCGGGCAUUGUCCAGGGCUUCCAGAAUACAACUAAUAAUACAAAUACAACAGAAAAGGUGAAGGAUCCAUCAAAUUCUUAUCUUUCCUCAGAUGUAUUCCUCAGGAAUGUUUAUGUUUUGGCAGUUCUUCUCUUCCUAGCCCUUAUCUUACAGAGGACAUUCCUGCAGGCAUCCUACUAUGUGACUACAGAAACUGGCAUCAACCUACGAGGUGCUUUACUGGCAAUGAUAUAUAAUAAGAUCCUAAGGCUUUCCACAUCCAACUUGUCCAUGGGAGAGAUGACACUGGGACAAAUCAAUAACCUGGUUGCCAUAGAAACAAACCAAUUAAUGUGGUUCUUGUUCCUGUGCCCCAAUUUGUGGGCAAUGCCUGUUCAGAUAAUAAUGGGUGUGAUUCUGCUCUAUAAUUUACUUGGAGAAAGUGCAUUGGUUGGUGCUGCUGUCAUUGUACUGUUAGCUCCAAUACAGUACUUUAUAGCUACGAAGUUGGCCGAGGCUCAAAAGAGCACUCUAGACUAUUCUACUGAGAGAUUAAAGAAAACCAAUGAGAUACUAAAAGGCAUUAAGUUAUUAAAGUUGUAUGCCUGGGAGCACAUAUUCUGUACUAGUGUGGAAGAAACAAGAAUGAAGGAACUCACCAGUCUCAAAACCUUUGCACUUCAUACAUCUCUUUCCAUUUUUAUGAAUGCAGCCAUACCAAUAGCGGCUGUUCUUGCAACCUUUGUGACUUAUGCAUAUACCAAUGACAAGCCACUGCAGCCUGCCCAGGCCUUUGCAUCACUGUCACUGUUUCACAUCCUGGUCACACCACUGUUUCUGCUCUCCACAGUGGUUCGUUUUGCAGUCAAGGCUAUCAUAAGUGUACAGAAGCUGAAUGAGUUUCUCCUGAGUGAUGAGAUUGGAGAUGACAGCUGGCGAGGUGGGGAUGGCUCUGUAGCUUAUGAAUCCUGUAAGAAGCACACAGGACUCCACACCAAGGCCAUUAACAGGAGGCAGCCCUUGAGGUAUCAACUUGAAAGCUAUGAACAGCCAAUAAGGAAGCAAACACGUCCUGUGGAGAUAGAUGAUAUUGCAAUCAAGGUAACCAAUGGAUACUUUUCAUGGGGAAGUGGUUUAGCUACAUUGUCCAACAUAAACAUUAGAAUCCCAACAGGUCAGAUGACAAUGAUUGUGGGUCAAGUUGGCUGUGGCAAGUCAUCACUUCUUCUUGCUAUAUUGGGAGAGAUGCAGACACUGGAAGGAAAAGUUCACUGGAACAAACUGCCCGACAAACAGAUGAAUACAGAAGGAUGCUUCAGUGUAAAUGAAACGGAAUCUUCUUUUGAAGCACCCAGAAGCAGAAACAGAUACUCAGUGGCUUAUGCAGCUCAGAAACCAUGGCUGCUGAAUGCAACCGUGGAGGAGAACAUUAUCUUUGGGAGCCCAUUUAAUAAACAGAGGUAUAAAGCUGUUACGGAUGCAUGCUCUCUGCAGCCUGACAUUGACUUACUACCAUUUGGUGAUCAGACAGAAAUUGGAGAGAGGGGGAUUAAUUUAAGUGGUGGCCAACGACAGAGAAUCUGUGUAGCUCGAGCACUCUACCAGAACACCAACAUUGUCUUCUUGGAUGACCCAUUCUCUGCACUGGACAUACAUUUAAGUGAUCACCUAAUGCAGGAAGGGAUUUUGAAGUUUUUGCAAGAAGACAAGAGGACUCUUGUUCUGGUGACACAUAAGUUACAGUAUCUACCCCAUGCUGAUUGGAUAAUUGCAAUGAAGGAUGGAAUGGUGCUUAGAGAAGGGACACUAAAGGAUAUCCAAAACAAGGACACUGAGCUAUAUGAACACUGGAAAACCUUGAUGAAUCGCCAGGAUCAAGAAUUGGAAAAGGAAAUGGAAGCUGACCAGACUACUCUUGAAAGAAAAACCCUUAGAAGGGCCAUGUACCCCAGAGAAUCUAAAGCACAAUUGGAAGAUGAAGAUGAAGAAGAAGAAGAAGAAGAAGAUGAAGAUGAUAAUAUGUCAACUGUCUUGAGGCUCAGGACAAAGAUGCCUUGGAAAACCUGCUGGAGAUAUCUAACCUCUGGAGGAUUUUUCUUGCUCUUUCUGAUGAUUUUCUCAAAGUUGUUGAAACACUCAGUUAUAGUGGCCAUAGAUUAUUGGCUUGCUACAUGGACAUCCAUGGACAAUGCAAAUGAAGUCAGGAACGCUGAUGAAGUUAAGAGCACAAAUAAGACUUACCAUGUAGCUGUCUUCAGCAUCCUCUCUGGAGCAGGGAUUGUCCUUUGCCUGAUCACAUCUCUAACUGUGGAAUGGAUGGGCCUCACAGCUGCCAAGAACCUACACCAUAAUCUCCUCAAUAAAAUCAUCCUUGGACCAAUCAGAUUCUUUGAUAUGACUCCAUUGGGGCUAAUUCUAAAUCGCUUCUCUGCUGAUACAAAUAUCAUUGAUCAGCACAUCCCUCCUACAUUGGAGUCUCUUACCCGGUCCACUUUACUCUGCCUGUCAGCCAUCGGAAUGAUCUCCUAUGCCACUCCUUGGUUCCUUGUUGCCCUUGUGCCUCUUGGGAUAGCAUUUUAUUUCAUCCAGAAAUACUUCAGAGUUGCUUCCAAGGAUCUACAGGAGCUUGAUGACAGCACACAGUUACCUUUACUUUGUCACUUCUCUGAAACAGCUGAAGGCCUUACCACCAUCAGAGCAUUCAGGCACGAAGCCAGAUUUAAACAACGUAUGCUGGAACUAACCGACACGAACAACAUUGCCUACUUAUUUCUAUCAGCUGCCAACAGAUGGCUGGAGGUCAGGACGGAUUACCUUGGUGCUUGUAUAGUUUUGACUGCAGCAGUCACUUCCAUCACUGAGGGGCCUAACUCAGGCUUUGUGGGGUUGGGUCUCCUGUAUGCUCUGACGAUAACCAACUAUUUGAACUGGGUGGUGAGGAAUCUGGCUGAUCUGGAGGUGCAGAUGGGUGCAGUAAAAAAAGUACACAGCUUUCUGAACAUGGAGUCAGAGAACUAUGAUGGCUACUUAGAUCCCUCUCAAGUUCCCAAAGAUUGGCCCCAGGAGGGGGAAAUCAAGAUUGAAAAUUUGUGUGUUCGAUACGAAAACAACCUGAAGCCUGUGCUUAAACAUGUUAAAGCAUAUAUCAAACCGGGACAAAAGGUUGGGAUCUGUGGUCGUACUGGCAGUGGCAAGUCAUCCCUGUCUUUGGCAUUCUUCAGAAUGGUGGAUAUAUUUGAUGGGAGGAUAGUGAUUGAUGGAAUAGACAUCAGCAAAUUGCCUCUUCAUACUCUCCGUUCUCGACUUUCCAUUAUUCUCCAGGAUCCAAUAUUGUUCAGUGGCUCCAUUCGCUUUAAUUUGGACCCAGAAUGCAAGUGCACUGAUGACAGGCUCUGGGAAGCUUUGGAGAUUGCUCAGUUGAAGAAUAUGGUCAAGUCAUUGCCAGGAGGCCUUGAUGCAAUGGUCACAGAAGGAGGAGAGAACUUUAGUGUAGGACAAAGGCAACUCUUCUGUCUGGCCCGAGCCUUUGUCCGCAAGAGUAGCAUUCUCAUCAUGGACGAAGCCACAGCAUCUAUUGACAUGGCCACAGAAAACAUUUUGCAGAAGGUUGUGAUGACCGCCUUUGCAGACCGAACAGUUGUAACAAUAGCGCAUCGGGUUCACACCAUACUAACGGCAGAUCUGGUCAUCGUCAUGAAGCGAGGGAACAUUUUAGAAUAUGAUACUCCUGAGAACCUACUUUCUCAAGAAGAUGGCAUCUUUGCUUCCUUUGUCCGGGCUGACAUGUGAAGAAUCACAAGAUACAUUUAAAUAGCUUAUUUUUAAACAAAUCAAAUGCAAAUAUUUUCUCUUCAAUGUAACAUAAUUUUUAUUUAGAGGCUCUUUCUUCACACUUCCAUCUUCCAAAAUAAUAAAACCUGUCGCAAUACACGUAUGCCUCAAAGCAAUAAAAAUGUCAUUUAAUUCAAAAACUAUUAAACUUCACAUACACACAUACGCAUGCAUAUACAAAGGCAGAAGUUUUUAUUUCCCAUGAAUUUGGCAUUAUUAUUAGACUUUUUAGUCACCUUAUUUUCUUUUAUAGAGAGCAAAAGAAUGCACUGCUCUUAUAAACUGCAUGUGUUGUUCUGGAAGUGGAAAUUAAAUCCUGCCGUUUGUCAGGGAAACCCAUAACACUUGGGGCAAUCUGCUGCAUUCCAAAGGAAUAAACGUUGCUCUUCAAGAUAUAAUGGAGGAGAGGUGAAUGAGGGAAGGGAAUUUCACCAAAAAUAAGGAAAUUCUUCCUGUACUUCAGUGAGGCACACAGUGCUAUUUUUCAGCGCAACAAUGGCUCAUCCCUGCAGUCAGUUCCUAAAUCAUAUGUUCUGCAUACUUUCUUUAAUCAAAGAUGCUAAUCAUAAGUCAGAGACGUAAAUCAUCCUAUUAUUAUGCAUGCUUUGAUAGACUUGUAGAAGAAUUUUGUAUAUUAUCUUAAGACUUUGUAUAAAAAUUAUUCUGAAUUUAUAAACUCAAUAUUAGCUGAUCUUUUGAAGAUGUCCAUAGAAAUAUUCUACUUAAAAUUACAUGUAAUUGGCCAACCACUAAUUGUUUUUUAUGUCUUUAGUUGCUCACAUUAUGUUUAAUCCUGAGGCAACCUUUCUUUUUGCUGUACACAUUUCUGGCAUUUCUCUACAUCAGAUCUAGUCCAAGAAGGUAUGAUUUUCAAAUUAUUAAUAUAUUUUUAAUUAUUUAGGUGAAUUUAGGUACGUAUUUACAUGGUACAGCUUUGGAAAGGUUGCCUGCACUUGACUAGGCUAUGGCUAGGUUAUGAACAAUGACAACUGCACAACAGACAGAAAACCUGAAGACGGACUUUCAAGACAUACUUCCAAAGGCACAGCUUAAGAUAUCAGCUUCACUAGUAGUGUUCAAUGUGAUUCUUAUUCCUUUAUUCGUAUAAGAUUUAGGAGGAACAUGAGGUGCACUUUAGCCUACUUCUAGUAUAAUCAAAAGAACAUAAGGCACAGUACCUGGCAAAAAAAAUUGCUAUGAAUUUUGGACAAAGUUGUAGGCCUUAGGUUUGGGAUUAUAUAGUCUGGUAGUAUAAGAAAUGAUACAGUGGUUUAUUUUUUCGUUUUUUGGGGUUUUUUUUUCCAUCUUAACUAUUGGAAAUAAAAGCUAUGUGACACUAAACAAAAAACCUCAGUCUUAAACAUUUUAUGAAGGGAAGUACUUCUGUGAUUUCCCUGUCUACUGCUGUGAAAAAUUUUUGCUCUUUUCUGAAUUAAUUCCCUGUGUUGAUCCUUGUUACACAAAGAAAAUAAAAAAUACAGCAGAUGUUUACAAUGGAAGCGCAUCUUAUUACACAGUUUUCAGAGCCAAAAGGCCAAAAUCAUUCUUGAUUUCAUUC
Colius striatus (speckled mousebird) is the source of this 6562-nucleotide messenger RNA. RefSeq names its product ATP binding cassette subfamily C member 9 (gene ABCC9). The coding region runs from base 238 to 4962 and encodes 1574 amino acids. The transcript is spliced from 41 exons. Lineage: Eukaryota; Metazoa; Chordata; Aves; Coliiformes; Coliidae. Gene Ontology annotation, molecular function: ABC-type transporter activity; sulfonylurea receptor activity; ATP hydrolysis activity. Gene Ontology annotation, biological process: potassium ion transport; transmembrane transport. Gene Ontology annotation, cellular component: membrane. The record is from RefSeq and is a predicted model, not a curated record.